Messenger RNA from Diplodia corticola, 1269 nucleotides. RefSeq names its product bar domain-containing protein. Gene Ontology annotation, cellular component: cytoplasm. The transcript has 4 exons. The record is from RefSeq and is a predicted model, not a curated record. Bases 1 to 1269 code for a protein of 422 amino acids. Gene Ontology annotation, molecular function: protein binding. NCBI's taxonomy places the organism in Eukaryota, Fungi, Ascomycota, Dothideomycetes, Botryosphaeriales, Botryosphaeriaceae.
AUGAUCGUCAACAAGAAGCUGGACCGCUUCAAGCAAUGGGCGGGGGAGCGCAUGGGAGGCGAAGUCCGGACCAACGCCUCCGAUGACUUCAAGGCGCUCGAGCAGGAGAUGACCGUCCGCUCUGACGGAAUGGACAACCUGCACAGGUCUAUGAGCGCCUUCGUCAAAUGGCUGUCCAAGCGCAACGAUGCGGGGGACAAGGAGAAGUACACCCCUGUUGGCUUCAUGGGCGCUACCAUGGUCAACCACGGCGAGGAUUUUGAUCCCGACUCGGAGUAUGGCGCUUGUCUGUCGACAAUGGGCCGUUCCCAUGAAAGAAUGGCACGCGCACAGGAGACCCUCCUCGCUGAUUCCACCUCGACCUGGCUGGAGUCCCUGGAACGCAAUCUUGUCCAGAUGAAGGAAUACAACUCGGCCCGUAAGAAGCUGGAGCAGCGUCGUCUUGCCUACGACACUGCCCUGAUGAAGAUGCAGAAGGCCAAAAAGGAAGACUUCCGUGUUGAGGAGGAGCUGCGCUCCCAGAAGGCCAAAUACGAAGAGGCUAGUGAGGACGUCUACCGUCGCAUGGAAGAGAUCAAGGAAGCCGAGAGGGACAACAUCGAGGAUCUGACUGGAUUCUUGGAGGCCGAAUUGGCCUACCAUGACAAGUGCAGAGAGGUUCUCAUGCAGCUGAAGCGGGACUGGCCUGGCUCCUCAGCUGGCGCUUCUGGGAACAGCCGCCGUGGGCCCAGGUCUCGUUCCAACACGGCUCAUUCUUAUAACGACCGGUACCAGGAGGAAGAAGAGCCGCCCAUGCCCGAACCCAAGCUUACCAUUCCAAAGCUUGGCUCUCGCGGUGUCUCUCCUCGUCGCGACUAUGGAGGGGACUCCCCUAAGCGCCCGUCGAUCAGCCGCACUAACACCACCGGAACAUUUGAGGGGCCGUCACGUCGUGCGGAUGACUCCCCUGGAGGCAUGCCACGACUUUCGCGUGUCCCUACAGACUCAUCCACCGUCGCUGCUAGUCGUAACAACUUGAGGCCUGUGCGCAGCCGCGGUGACGACUAUGACGACGAUGACCGCAGCGGUGGAAGGUCUUACGGCAGAGAGAGGUCCGUCUCUCCCGCGCCUAUACGAUCUGCUAGCUGGACCUCGGCUGAGGCAACUUCCCCGGCGAGCGGACGGAAAGGACCGCCGCCGCCGCCGCCUUCUCGUGCGAAGAAGCCGCCGCCGCCGCCACCGCCGAUGAAGAAGAGCGGCUUGAGCUCGUCCGAGAUGUCUCAGUACUAA